Molecule: messenger RNA, 3641 nt
Organism: Dama dama (fallow deer)
Lineage: Eukaryota; Metazoa; Chordata; Mammalia; Artiodactyla; Cervidae
Gene: TRPC4
Product: transient receptor potential cation channel subfamily C member 4
Exons: 11
Coding region: 285-3236 (983 amino acids)
Biological process (GO): calcium ion transmembrane transport; manganese ion transport; regulation of cytosolic calcium ion concentration
Cellular component (GO): cation channel complex; membrane
Molecular function (GO): store-operated calcium channel activity; inositol 1,4,5 trisphosphate binding; protein binding
Source: RefSeq, a predicted model, not a curated record
AGAGUGGCCACUCCUGUUGCACAAGCGCAAAGCCGGAGCAGCAUCUGCUAAGAUGCGGCUGGAGACCAGUGUCUGACCCCAGGGCUUUAGGGAAAUGAAAAGGAAUCCAGUGGAACCGCGGGUCUCAAGCUGAGGAAUCGCUAGCUAGGAUUCCGCGUGGAGUUCACUGUGUUUUACAGACUGGACUCUCCAGUCACAGGGUCGUGACCAAGCAAGCCUCCGGGAGUGAUAAGCUGGGAAUCACCGCGCCGCAGUGACCAACAAAGACAAAGACGUAGCAUGGCAUGAACAUGGCGCAGUUUUAUUAUAAAAGAAAUGUUAACGCCCCCUAUCGAGACCGCAUCCCUCUCAGGAUAGUCCGCGCAGAAUCCGAACUCUCACCCUCCGAGAAAGCCUACCUAAACGCUGUGGAAAAGGGAGAUUAUGCAAGCGUCAAGAAAUCCCUAGAAGAAGCUGAAAUUUAUUUUAAAAUCAAUAUUAAUUGCAUCGAUCCUCUUGGAAGAACUGCUCUACUCAUUGCCAUUGAAAAUGAGAACUUGGAGCUCAUCGAACUCCUCUUAAGCUUCAACGUCUAUGUUGGAGACGCCCUAUUACAUGCUAUCAGGAAAGAAGUCGUGGGAGCUGUCGAGCUGUUGCUGAACCACAAAAAGCCCAGUGGAGAAAAACAGGUGCCUCCCAUACUCCUUGAUAAGCAGUUCUCUGAAUUCACUCCAGACAUUACACCCAUCAUUUUGGCAGCCCAUACAAAUAAUUAUGAGAUAAUAAAACUUCUGGUCCAGAAAGGCGUCUCAGUGCCCAGACCCCACGAGGUCCGCUGUAACUGCGUUGAAUGCGUGUCCAGCUCAGAUGUGGACAGCCUCCGCCAUUCCCGCUCCAGACUCAACAUCUACAAGGCCCUGGCCAGCCCCUCUCUCAUCGCCCUGUCCAGUGAAGACCCUUUCCUCACGGCCUUUCAGUUGAGUUGGGAGCUCCAGGAACUGAGCAAGGUGGAAAAUGAAUUCAAGUCAGAGUAUGAGGAGCUGUCUCGACAGUGCAAACAAUUUGCUAAGGACCUACUGGAUCAGACAAGAAGUUCCCGAGAGCUGGAAAUCAUUCUUAAUUACCGCGAUGACAACAGUCUCCUGGAAGAACAAAGUGGAAACGAUCUCGCGAGACUCAAAUUGGCCAUUAAGUACCGUCAGAAAGAGUUCGUGGCUCAGCCCAACUGUCAACAACUGCUGGCGUCUCGCUGGUACGACGAGUUCCCCGGCUGGAGGCGACGUCACUGGGCCGUGAAGAUGGUGACGUGUUUCAUAGUAGGACUCCUUUUCCCCGUCUUCUCUGUGUGCUACCUUAUAGCUCCCAAAAGCCCCCUCGGACUCUUCAUCCGAAAGCCGUUUAUCAAGUUCAUCUGCCACACAGCGUCCUAUUUGACUUUUCUGUUCCUGCUCCUGCUUGCCUCUCAGCACAUCGACAGGUCAGACUUGAACAGGCAAGGUCCACCACCAACCAUCGUCGAGUGGAUGAUAUUACCGUGGGUCCUGGGUAAAUGUUUUAUAUGGGGAGAGAUUAAACAAAUGUGGGAUGGUGGACUUCAAGAUUACAUUCAUGAUUGGUGGAAUUUAAUGGAUUUUGUGAUGAACUCCUUAUACCUAGCAACAAUCUCCUUGAAAAUCGUUGCAUUUGUGAAGUACAGUGCUCUUAAUCCACGUGAAUCUUGGGACAUGUGGCACCCCACGCUGGUGGCUGAAGCUUUGUUUGCUAUUGCAAAUAUAUUCAGUUCCCUGCGUCUGAUCUCACUGUUCACUGCAAAUUCUCACCUCGGGCCUCUGCAGAUAUCUCUGGGAAGAAUGCUCCUGGACAUCUUGAAGUUUCUGUUCAUCUACUGCCUUGUGCUGCUAGCAUUUGCCAAUGGCCUAAAUCAGUUGUACUUCUAUUAUGAAGAAACAAAAGGGUUAAGCUGCAAAGGCAUACGAUGUGAAAAGCAGAAUAACGCCUUUUCAACGUUAUUUGAGACACUCCAGUCCCUGUUUUGGUCAAUAUUUGGGCUCAUCAACUUAUAUGUGACCAAUGUCAAAGCGCAGCACGAAUUCACAGAGUUUGUUGGCGCCACCAUGUUUGGGACAUACAACGUCAUCUCUCUGGUUGUCCUGCUUAACAUGCUAAUAGCGAUGAUGAAUAACUCUUACCAACUUAUUGCUGACCAUGCGGAUAUAGAAUGGAAAUUUGCUAGAACAAAGCUUUGGAUGAGUUAUUUUGAAGAAGGAGGUACCCUUCCUACCCCCUUCAAUGUCAUCCCGAGCCCCAAGUCUCUCUGGUACCUGAUCAAAUGGAUUUGGACACACCUGUGCAAGAAAAAGAUGAGAAGAAAGCCAGAAAGUUUUGGAACGAUAGGGAGGCGAGCUGCUGAUAAUCUGAGAAGACAUCACCAAUAUCAAGAAGUUAUGCGGAACCUGGUAAAGCGAUACGUGGCCGCAAUGAUUAGAGAUGCCAAAACUGAGGAAGGUCUGACAGAGGAGAACUUUAAGGAACUCAAGCAAGACAUUUCUAGCUUCCGCUUUGAAGUCCUGGGGUUAUUAAGAGGAAGCAAACUCUCUACAGUCCAGUCUGCUCAGGGCACGAAGGAGUCUUCUAACUCCGCAGACUCGGAUGAAAAGAGUGAUAACGAGGGUAGCAGCAAGGACAGGAAAAAGAACUUCAGUCUCUUCGACUUGACCACCCUCAUUCACCCGCGAUCGGCAGCAAUUGCCGCCGAAAGACACCCCAUCAGCAACGGCUCCGCCCUUGUGCUCCAGGAGCCCCCGAGGGAGAAGCAGAGAAAAGUGAAUUUUGUGACCGAUAUCAGACACUUUGGGUUGUUUCACAGACGAUCGAAACAACACGCCGCCGCCGAGCAAAACGCAAACCAGAUCUUCUCCGUUUCAGAAGGGGUGGCCCGCCAACAAGCUGAAGGACCCCUGGAGAGGAGCAUCCAGCUGGAGUCCCGAGCUUUAGCUUCGCGGGGUGACUUGAACAUCCCGGGGCUCAGCGAACAGUGUAUAUUGGUAGAUCAUCGAGAAAGAAAUACAGACUCCCUGGGUGUACAGGUGAGCAAGAGAGUGUGUUCAUUCAAGUCAGAGAAGGUGGUGGUGGAGGACACUGUUCCCAUCAUACCGAAGGAGAAGAAACACGCGAAAGAGGAGGACUCGAGUGUAGACUAUGAUGCAAACUUCACAGACACUGUCACCCACGAAGACUAUGUGACCACAAGGUUGUGAUACUUGACCCGAGAAAGCGUUUCUCCUCCGUAACACAUUUUCCAUAGUGAGCUGGGUGGUGGGGGGAGAUGUUUAUCAGUGAAUUAGCCAAUGCUAACUUACACUUUACAGCAUUUAUCAACUGGGGCAUAUUAACCGUGUCAUGUUUAAAUAAGGCAAAGGCUAUCCCAAACCCUUGUUUUGUAGCCCGCUUUUGCUCUCACAAUUUGUUUUACAAUUUUUUUUGUUGUUGUUGUUAAUAAAUAAAUGCACCUUGUAUUCUUGUACUGUUGCGAUAACCCACAGGACAUUUUUAGCUCUUUUUCAAUUUAAACAAAAGCAACUUACUACAUGUGGUAGUUGACUCCUAUAAUAGGAUAUUUUUAUAUGCAAAAAAAUGUAGCUGAAAUAGUAGAGCUUUUCAUA